Messenger RNA from Manihot esculenta (cassava), 5984 nucleotides. RefSeq lists its product as uncharacterized. Lineage: Eukaryota; Viridiplantae; Streptophyta; Magnoliopsida; Malpighiales; Euphorbiaceae. The transcript is spliced from 4 exons. Bases 566 to 5677 code for a protein of 1703 amino acids. The record is from RefSeq and is a predicted model, not a curated record.
GGCCCCCUUUUGUCCCUUAUCGGCUUCGCCUUCUUAUUAUUAUUUUCUUUUCUCCCACAGAUUUUAUUUUCCUUUUCCCCCAGGCCAAGCAACACCGAGAAAAACCAGAGGAAAAUUUGACUCAUACAGCGAAUAUCUCAGGAAAUCCGACUUCUACAAAGAGGAAAUCUUUGCCGCUGAAUCAGUUUCCUUGGUGCCCAAGUUAACAUUCCUCCGAUCUGCUCUUCUAGUCUUAUUGAGACUUCCACUGCCAGUUCGUCGCUUAUCGUCUUCUAUCAGGCUUGUUAAUAAAGGUUCUUGCUCAGCGUUCCCUUGUUUUAGCGACUCUUGUUUUCAAAACUCGCGAAGAAUCAUUUUUUUUCCUCUUAGCGAUUGUAAAGCCCUAGAUUUGGUACUCUGGUCUUCAUGCCGUUUCUUCUGUGGGCGGCUGUGUGAGGGUUGUUUGAUCUGGUUGGGGUUUUGGAUUCGUUCCGGUGUGGGAUUUUUUUUUGUGUUCUUGGCUUAUGCCAGAUAGAUAGGUAGUCAGGCGGAUAAAUAGAUUAGGGUUAGGGUUUUUGUUGGUUUGAUGCCGCCAGAGCGAUUGCCGGGGGAUCGGAAAGAUUUCUGUAAAGAGAGGAAGCCUCGAUGGAGGGAGUCGUCUUCAAGUCACUAUGGAUCGUCUCGCGACUUUCCUCGCUGGGGAGGAUCCAACGAAUUUCGCAGGCCUCCUGGUCAUGGUAAGCAGGGUGGUUGGCACCUGUUUGCUGAAGAAUCUGGCCAUGGGUAUGCACCAUUCCGAUCCAGUGAUAGGAUACUGGAAGAGAAGAAUUUCCGAACAUCAGUUUCACGAGGAGAUGGUAAAUAUGCACGGAACGGUAGAGACAAUAGGGGAUCUUUUAGCCAGAGAGAUUGGAGAGCUAAUUCAUGGGAAUUGAACAAUGGGUCACUGAAUAUGCCUGGGAGACUGCAUGAUGCAAGAAAUGAUCAGAAGUCAGUUGAUGAUACAGUAACUUACCCCUCCUCACAUCCUCGUACUGAGUUUCUGACCUCAUGGGACCCGCUUCACUCGAAAGACCUGCAUGAUAAUAGUAAGAUGGUUGUUGGCAAUGGUAUGGGCACAGGCCAAAGAGGUGAUAGAGAGAACUUGGAUUGGAAACCUCUUAAUAAGUGGACCCGCUCUGGAAGCUUGUCUUCUAGGGGAUCUGGUUUCAGCCAUUCAAGUAGCUCAAAGAGCCUAGGAGGUGCAGAUUCCUAUGAAGGAAAGGCCGAGUUGCAGCUCAAGAAUGCAUCUUUAGUCCAGUCUCCUUCUGGGGAUGCUGCUGCAUGCGUUACUUCAGCACCAUCUGAUGAGAUGGCUGCUAGGAAGAAACCACGCCUUAAUUGGGGUGAGGGACUGGCAAAAUAUGAGAAGAAGAAAGUUGAAAGCCCUGAGGUGAAUUUAAGUAAAGAUGGAGUUGUUAUUUCUUCUAAUAACAUAGAACCUAUCCAUUCGCAAAUUACAACUUUGGUUGAAAAGAGCCCCAGAGUCAUGGGAUUAUCAGAUUGUGCAUCACCUGCAACCCCUUCCUCUGUUGCAUGUUCCUCACCAGGCGUAGAGGAGAAAAUAUCUGGCAAGGAAGUAACUGGUGAUAAUGAUGUUAGUAAUUUAUGUGGUUCACCCAGUAUUGGGUCCCAGAGCAAUAUUGAAGGUCUGUCUUUUAAUUUAGAGGUGUUGGAUGCUACUUCAGUGGCUAAUUUGGGCGCUGUGCUUGUUGAACUGCUUCAGUCUGAUGAUUCUAGUUCAGUGGACUCAAGUUUUAUAAGGUCUACUGCAAUGAAUAAGUUGCUUAUUUUGAAGGGUGGAAUAUCAAAGGCCUUGGAGGUGACUGAAUCAGAAAUAGACUUGCUUGAAAAUGAACUCAAGUCAUUGAAAUUUGUAUCUGGAAGCAGAUAUCCUUGUCUGGAAGCAUCCAGUUUCUUACCUGCAGGCGAUGAGGUAAAACUUUGCAAUGAACAAGGGGCUGCUUCUGACAUCCCUCGACCUUCUCCAUUGCAAGUUUCGUCCUGUGGGCCUGGGGAUUUGGAAAAGAUUCCUAUUUGUAGUGGUGGUUUGGAAGAAGUUCAUGGUGGUAGCAAGGGUGAUGAUGUUGAUAGUUCUGGAAAUGCCACAUCGAAAUUUGUUGAAUCAAUGUCUACUGUGAAGGCAGUUUCUUCAUCUGAUUUGGUGAAGCAUGGUGAGUGUUCUGGUGACGUGGGUGGUAUUGAGACCACCAACUUAGUGUUUAAAUCUGUGGUGCCUUGUACCAGUGAUCAAGGGGAUGUACCUGCAUGCGGUGAUGUUGAUGUUAACUUUCUUACAGAAUGCAAAGGUGGUGAUUCUUUUCCAAAUGAUGCCAGUUUUGCUGAAGAUAAUUUAUGUAAUCUAAUAUUGGCUGCAAAUAGAGAAUCUGCUAGCAAAGCAUGCAAAGUAUUUAGUACUUUAUUGCCGCGGGAUGAUUGUAAGAUUGAUUUUCCAGAAGUUGCCAAUGUUGCUUUCAGGCAUAAUGAUGUAUUAGUUAAAGAAAAGUUUGCUAGGAGGAAGCAGUUUUUGAAAUUUAAGGAGAGAGUUGUAACCCUUAAGUUCAAAGCCUUUCAGCACUUGUGGAAGGAAGAUAUGCGACUGCUUUCAAUAAGGAAAUUCCGUGCAAAAUCUCAAAAGAAAUAUGAAAGCAUGCGGAUAACACAUAGUGGCUAUCAGAAAAAUCGUUCUUCAGUUCGAUCUCGAUUCUCCUCUCUUGUUGGAAAUCUGAGCCUGAUCCCUACUACAGAGAUGCUUAACUUCACCAGCAGGCUGCUAUCAGUUUCUCAAGUGAAGCUUUACAGGAAUGCUUUGAAAAUGCCGGCUUUAAGUUUGGACAACAAAGAGAGGACAGUUUCGCGUUUUAUCUCCAGUAAUGGAUUAGUUGAAGAUCCCUGUGCCAUUGAGAAGGAAAGAGCUAUGAUCAAUCCUUGGAGCUCAGAAGAGAGAGGUGUUUUCAUUGAUAAGUUAGCCACCUUCGGGAAGGAUUUCCGGAAAAUUGCUUCUUUUCUUGAUCAUAAGACAACUGCAGAUUGUGUUGAAUUCUACUACAAAAACCACAAAUCUGAUUGUUUUGAGAAAACCAAAAAGCGUAAGCAAUCAAAGUCCUCUACUAACUAUCUAAUGGCAUCUGGUAAGCAUUGGAAUCGCGAAAUGAAUGCUGCCUCGCUUGAUAUUCUGGGUGCAGCUUCCUUGAUAGCAGCUGAUGCUGACAAUGGUAUGGCAAAUCAACAGAUGUGUUCUGGGAGAUAUUAUUUGGGAGGCUACUGUAAUUCUAAACCAUCGCAUGGCGAUGAUGGGAAUUUAGACCGAUCAAGCAACUUGGACAUUCUUGAGAAUGAAAGAGAAACUGUUGCUGCAGAUGUUUUAGCAGGCAUUUGUGGUUCAAUGUCCUCGGAGGCAAUGAGUUCCUGCAUCACUACUUCUGUUGAUCCGGGGGAUGGUUGCCGGGAGUGGAAGUCACAAAAGGUGGACUCUGUAAGGAAACGACCUUCAACGUCUGAUGUUACAGAGAAUGUUGAUGAAGAGACUUGCUCAGACGAGAGUUGUGGGGAAAUGGAUCCUGCUGAUUGGACAGAUGAGGAGAAGUCUAUCUUCAUACGCGCUGUGUCAUCCUAUGGGAAGGAUUUUGCUACAAUCUCACGAUGUGUAAGGACAAGGUCUAGGGACCAGUGUAAGGUGUUCUUUAGCAAGGCUCGGAAGUGCCUUGGGUUAGACUCGAUACAUCCUGGAUCAGGAAACCUAGGAACACCAUUGAGUGAUGAUGCAAAUGGUGGUGGAAGUGACGCAGAAGGUGGUGCUUUCGAGUAUGGCUCGGUUAACUGCAGUAGUAAGUUGGGCUCCAAGAUGGAUGAUAACUUACCAUUACCUGUCAUGGAUCCAAAGUGUGAGGUAUCUGAUGAUGUGGAGAGGAUAAUUUUGACUACUGACUUAAAUAGAUCAAAGGACAACAAUGUUUCUGUGGAAUUAGUGCAGAAUGACAUGAAGGUUGAAAAAACAUUUGUUUCUGAUUCUUGCCAGAUGGAGCACAAGCCUGUGCAAGCUAUUGACAUUGACAACAAAAUCAUGGAUGGUUCUGUCUGCCAAUCUGAGUUAAUGAAGGCCCAGGAAAUUUCAAAUGGAUCUGUCAGUUUAGAAGCUGGAAUGGAGAAACCGAUUGAGGACAAUAUUUCUGUAGGAGAUACAGUGGACCCUGUCCCAUCCAAUCCAGUUGGUGAUGUUAAAACUGUAGUAGAAGCUUCUGCUAAUGGAAGUGUAAAUCAUUUCAAGGCAGAAGAACUUUUGCCGCUCGAGAAUAGUUUGAAUGACCAAAGUGGCUUGAUACGAGAUUCAAAUGCUUCUACAGAUGUGUCCCACCAGUCUUUGGAUAUGGGUUCCUGUUCGAAGUUCAGUCUUGCUAUGGAAAACAUGCAGCAUGCAUCCAUGGAGAUCAAGUCUAUGGAUAAGUAUCGUAUUGCUGCCAUUCCUUUCAGGAAAAUGGAUAACCAUGAUACGCUUUUGUCUCAAUUUGAUAUUCAGGAGAGCAGAGAUGAGCAGGGUAAAAAAUUGGUUGGUCAGGAUAAUGAUUUGCAGCAUUUGCCAGGGCAACGUUUGGUGAGUUGUAGCGAGUCUUCCCAGAUUAUUGCGGGCUAUCCACUUCCUAUACCAACAAAGAUAGAGAUGAAUGGGGAUGUUUCUUGCGGGCCUCCUGAAGUUCAAAGCCUUCCAAUGGCGGACAGGAGUGCUGCAAAUCAGUUUGUAGGUCAAGAUUGCUAUCUUCGAAAGUGUAAUAAUGUAAAAGAUGAGUGCUCAGUGCCUGAGCUUCCACUUGUCUCCCAGCACACUGAUAUAGGCAAUGAUCAUCCAAGAGACCAUUCAAGGAGUUCAUCAAAUGUGGAAAAGCCAUGCAGGAAUGGUGAUGUUAAACUUUUUGGCAAAAUACUUACUAAUUCCUCGUGUGCGCAAAAGUCAAAUCCUAGCAUCAAUGAGAAUGUGGAACAGGGGACACAUUGUACUAAGCCAGGUAGCAAGUCAUCAACUCUGAAAUUCACUGGUCAUCAAACAACAGAUGGGAGCUCUUCUGUCUUGAAGUUUGAUCGUAAUAAUUAUCUUGGCCUUGAGAAUGUUCCCAUGAAGAGUUAUGGCUUCUGGGAUGGGAACAUGAUACAAACUGGGUUUCCAUCUAUAUCGGAGUACUUUUUGGCCAAGUAUCCUGCAGCAUUUGGCAAUUAUCAUGUGUCCUCGUCGAAAAUGGAGCAGCAGGCUUUGCAGGCUGCAAUGAAGUGUAAUGACCGUAACUUGACCGGUGUCUCGGUUUUGCCUCCGAGGGAAAUAAGUAGCAGCAAGGGAGUUGUGGAUUACCAAAUGUACAGGAGUCAUGAUAGUAGUAAAGUGCAGCCAUUCUCUGUAGAUAUGAAACAGCGGCAGGAUAUAUUCUGUGAGAUGCAAAGAAGAAAUGGGUUUGAAACAAUCUCAAGUUUACAGCAGCAGGGAAGGGGAAUGGUAGGAAUGAAUGUAGUAGGAAGAGGGGGAGUUCUUGUUGGGGGAUCAUGCACAGGAGUUUCAGAUCCGGUAACUGCUCUUAAAAUGCACUACUCUAAAACGGAGCAGUAUGGUGGGCAAAACGGAAGCAUGAUGAGAGAGGAGGAAUCAUGGAGAAGUAAGGGUGACAUAGGCAGGUAGGAGUGGAGAGGCCUGUUGAAGAGGGGUACACAUCUCGGCGGCAAAUCGUCUUUUGUUUGCCGUGACCUGUAUAAUAGUUUUUGUAUUGUUCAAUGGAAUGAUGAAUAGGGGAUUGAGACGGUUCUCAAGUCCGUCUUUUUGGUAAAAAAAAAAAAAAGAAAAGAUAAUUUAGGUGCUUUGUAAUAUUGCUACAACAGCUGUAGCUGUAGCUUUAGGUUUGUAUUUGUUGUAUUUGAUGGAAAUACAGAAAUAAUCUGUGAAAGUAGAGAGAGGGGGGCUUUGUCACUGUCCCUCCGUCAUUCAAUUA